AAAGAAGCCGGCUUGUUGCUUUACGACAUUAAUUAUUCCGUGCCCAAGUGCCCGAGUCCAUAGCAGCCAGCUCUCCUAUGAAAGGUGAAUUCCCUCUCUCCCGGGCCUGGAAGAUGGACUUCUCUUCUUUUUGGUUGAGCUAGGCAUCUACGCAGAGCCCCAAAGCAAGCAGGCGGGUACUCCUGCCUUCCCCCAGCUCUGGGGUUUCUUUAUCCUUAUUUUCCAGCUCGUCCCUGUCAUUUCUGCCCCUGCCAGGCUCCGGCCACACCCCCGCCCUUGCAGCAUGGAGCUGGAGAGCCCCCGCGGAGCCUCCCCUGGGCAGCCCUUCUCUGGCCUCCUGCAGCAGCUCACGUGCCAGGGGACAGCUGGCACGGAGAGGGCGGCCGGGGACCCAGCGCUGCAGGAGCUGGACGCCCUGAUAGAAGCUGCGGAUUGGCCCGCGCUCCUGCAGGAGGACCCCGGGAUUGCCCAAGCGCUGGGACAGGUGGCCCGAACUCUGGGCGGCCAAGCAGCUCCCGCCAAAGUGGAGGAUGCCCGCAGCGCCCCGGCAACCAGCGGGGCAGAGCGAGCAGCCCGCGUCGGGGCUGUGUUUCUUCAGCUACUGCAGAGGAUGGAGGCGGCCCGAGGCUCGCUCGGUCCGGCCGCAGUGAUGGCCGCGCUGUGCCCCGCUGCCCCCUAUAUCUACAUCUUCUCGGUCACGCACUGUCAGGAGCGGCCGUGGACCAGCCCCGCCUCCCAGGAAGUGGCCCAAGAGGUGCUGGCCUUGCUGCUGAGGGUCACCGGGUGUGUGUCGGUAUCGGAAUUCCUCCGGGGAGAAACUGCGGACCAGGGGGGCAGGUUCACAGCGGUGAUGGGCCUUCUCAGACCAGAACUGAACAAGGAAUCCUGGAAGAAUAAUCCUGCCACCAAGCACAUAUUUUCAUGGACUCUAUAUCAGGUUACUAGACCCUGGCUGAGCCACCAUCUGGAGAGGAUCCUUCCUCCCUCCCUGCUCAUCUCUGAUGACUACCAGAAUGAAAACAAAAUCUUGGGGGUACGCUGCCUCCAUCACAUUGUGCUCAAUGUGUCAGCUGCUGAUUUGCGCCAAUUUAACAGAGCUCAAGUCCUCUACCAUGCCUUAUUCAAUCAUCUGUACACACCAGAGCCUGACCUUAUCCAGGCAGUGUUAGAGUGUCUGCUGGACUUGUUUCCUGUCUUGGAGAGGCCGCUACAGUGGAAGGCCACUGAACCCAGAUCCAGCGGUCCUUGUGAUGAUGUGCUGCAAUUGAUCCUGACCCAUAUGGAACCAGAGUACCGCCUCCUCCUUCGAAGAACAUAUGCUAGGAACUUGUCUGCUUUUAUAGAGAGGCUGGGGAUCUUGACAGUAAGACACUUGAAAAGACUGGAGCAAGUGAUUAUAGGAUACCUAGAAGUCUAUGAUGGACCCGAGGAGGAGGCCAGGUUAAGAAUAUUGGAGGCUCUUAAACUUACCAUCAAGCAUUGUUGGCCAAGGAUUCCUUGCAGACUAGAAGUCUUCCUGAAGGCCCUCCUAAAAAUGGUGUGUGAUGUAGCAAAAGACCAGAGCCUUACUCCUGAGCCCGUGAAGGCAGCUCUGCUACAGGAGGCCACUGACUGUCUUACUCUAUUGGAUCACUGCUCUGCUGGGCAGGUGACAAGUCUACUAACCAAAGCUGUCCAGAGUUGCAAAGAUGACAAAGUAUUAGAUUGUAUCAGAAAAGUACAGGAGCUUUCAGGAAGAACAACUAAAGCUGGAACAUAGAUACAUUUGCUUUUUUAAAAAAAUAAAUAUAUUUUUUCUUACUUUGAAGAUAAA
Antechinus flavipes (yellow-footed antechinus) is the source of this 1813-nucleotide messenger RNA. It is a transcript of the gene TTI2, whose product is annotated as TELO2 interacting protein 2. Gene Ontology annotation, cellular component: nucleoplasm; cytosol; centrosome. The record is from RefSeq and is a predicted model, not a curated record. NCBI's taxonomy places the organism in Eukaryota, Metazoa, Chordata, Mammalia, Dasyuromorphia, Dasyuridae. Bases 284 to 1759 code for a protein of 491 amino acids. The transcript has 7 exons.